This is a messenger RNA of Limulus polyphemus (Atlantic horseshoe crab), 1201 nucleotides long. Its product is annotated as selenoprotein F-like. The record is from RefSeq and is a predicted model, not a curated record. Gene Ontology annotation, molecular function: oxidoreductase activity. Lineage: Eukaryota; Metazoa; Arthropoda; Merostomata; Xiphosura; Limulidae. Gene Ontology annotation, cellular component: endoplasmic reticulum lumen. The transcript has 4 exons.
UUAUUGUGCGUUGGAAUCGAAUACGUUGUUGAAGAAGUUACACCAGUGCAAGUCAGUCGACAGUUUAAAUAAUGGAUGCUGACGUGUGGAGUUUUCUCUUGUGUAUAGUGACCGGUUUGCUUUCCUUAGUGAAAUGUGAAUUGUCGGCUGAAGAAUGUUUACAGCUUGGACUCCGUAAAUCAGAUUUAAUGUGCAGUUGGUGUGAUCAACUUGUAAAACAUGACUUGGAUGUUUUGGUAGAUAGUUGUCAUCAGUGUUGUGGAGCUAGUGGUUCUAAAGACCCUAUUAAGAAGUACCCUCGUGCCCAGCUUGAGGUUUGUGGAUGAAAAAUAGGGGCAUAUCCACAAAUUCAGGCAUUUGUGAAGAGUGAUCGCCCCCAUAAGUUCCCAGGCCUGAAGAUUAAGUACGUACGUGGUGCAGACCCAGUGAUCAAGAUGUUUGAUGGAGCUGGACAUGUACAGGAGGAGCUGAGUAUCCAGAAAUGGGAUACUGAUACUGUAGAAGAAUUCCUUAGAGGACAUCUGGAGUAAUAUGACAAUUGAAGUUUUCAUCUAGCUUACUUUUCUAAAUGAUUUUCAGAUAUAACAACUUCAAAUAGUAUGUAAAAAGAAUUCAUGUUUCUAAGUUUUAAUAAUUCAUACUUGGGGAAGGUUAUUUAGUUUAUGUCAACACUGCUGCUUUAUUACUCCUGCACUUGUAUGAUUUUUCUCCAGAAAGUAAUUAUAUUUACAUAUAUGCUGUGUCACAUAGCUUAAGUAGCUCAAUAAAUAUUAAAAUUUACCAAAGUGAAGUGACAAUUUUGUUUACUUAAUCAGUAGCUUUAACACAGUUGUGUUUAGUUACCAGUUAAAGGUUAGACUUUAUUAGGAUGCUACUUUUUUUGGAUAAUACAUUCUUCUAUAAUUAUAGUUCAGACUUGAUUUGCAGAAAUGUAGUAUUUGCUACAUUCUAAAAUCAUUAUACUUAUUGUUCUUCUGGUUUUUCUUUAAUAAUGAUUUAAAAUAAUAAAAUAAUCAAAGCAGAGUAUUGUGCACAACUGUCAUCAUUAUGUAACCAAGCUGAACAGUUCAACUGAUGACAUCUUGGCAAAAAACCAAAGGAACUUGGAGUGCUAAGGUUGAUGAAAAGAAUUGUUCUGUGUACUAUGAUGUUUGUAUGUGUUAUUCUUGACAUAAAGUUAAAUAAAUACCCUGUUAUCAUA